GUGUACUUUUACGUUUCCUACCAUGUACUUUGUAUUUUGCGGCACUUGUCGCGGAUGGUGUAAUAAUGGCUAGCCAAUAUUAACCGUCAAGACAAAAAUGAAACGCUAGGACGACUCGGUACUUUUAUGUGAGUGCUGUGAUUACUCUUACUUGUUAAAGUGAUGCUAGUUUGCUGAUCCAAGUUAGAAUGUUAAAUUCCGUUUCAACCUAAGUCAACCGAAAAAGUGAUUUUUAAUUUUUAUUUUUUUUUAUUUUUAUUUUUUAUUUUUAACAACGCAAAGCUAACUCACGGAAGACAAAAGCGUUUAUCUAAGCGUUUAUGUCCGUGUUUAGCCGCCAUAUAGAAUAGAAUUGUAUUUUAUUAUAUUUUUUCUUUUGUGUCUGCGAGAGCGACUCAUCCUUUUUUGGUGUUCCGGAAUGUGAAGUAGGACACGCCCACUUGUGCAAACUGUUUGACGUCACUGGAUCUCGAGCUAAAUGUAUAUAAGCCUCAACAGCUGUGGGUUGCAGUAACUACACGAGUGCUGUGAGUUUGUGUGUGCUUUCCCAGAUUAGUGACUCCUGAUUUUAUUUUAAUCUAGAACUCCCCAUCGAUUUUCACUGAAGAUUCAAAUCUACACAUUUAAUUGAGAGUCAUCAUGUCUCAGCAGCAGAUUAGUGUAAUCUUCUCCUUGCAGUCUUCCAGCCAAGCUCAUCAACGGCGGCAUAGCCGGCAUUGUGGGCGUCACUUGCGUCUUCCCCAUUGACUUGGCAAAAACGAGGUUACAGAACCAGAGACAUGGGCAGCAGGUCUACAAGAGCAUGAUGGACUGCCUUUUGAAAACAGUUCGAUCCGAGGGCUACUUUGGCAUGUACAGAGGUGCCGCCGUGAAUUUGACUCUAGUGACGCCCGAGAAGGCCAUUAAACUGGCCGCCAAUGACUUUUUCCGCCACCACUUUGCGAAAAAUGGGCAGGGUUUGACAGUGUUCAAAGAAAUGCUGGCAGGCUGCGGUGCGGGCAUGUGCCAAGUCAUUGUCACCACGCCCAUGGAGAUGCUCAAAAUACAGUUACAGGAUGCGGGCAGACUCGCUGCCCAGCAACAAAAGCCAGUCAUGGCGUCUCCCUCCAAGCUGGUGGCCACCAACACGCUGCUCAGCCGCUCCUACAACUCGGGAACUGUGAGCGCGAUGAUGGCGCCGCGACCCGUGUCGGCAACGCAGAUCGCCAAGGAGCUCCUCCGCACGCAGGGCAUACAGGGGCUCUACAAAGGCCUGGGGGCCACACUCAUGAGGGACGUCCCCUUCUCCGUGGUCUACUUCCCGUUGUUCGCCAACCUGAACCGACACGGCCAGCCGAGCGCCGACCAGUCGUCUCCUUUCUACUGGGCCUUCCUCUCGGGGUGCGCGGCGGGCUCUGCCGCUGCGGUAGCCGUCAACCCCUGUGACGUGGUCAAGACCAGACUGCAGUCACUGAACAAAGGUUCCGCAGAGGAGACUUAUAGUGGAGUAGUCGACUGUGUCAGCAAAAUCUUGCGCAAGGAGGGACCGUCCGCCUUCCUGAAAGGCGCCGGCUGCCGGGCCCUGGUCAUCGCCCCGCUGUUCGGCAUCGCCCAGGUCAUGUAUUUUGUCGGUGUGGGCGAGUACAUCCUGGACAACUCCCCUCUCGGCGUCCUGUCGCCGUGAGGUGCCACCGCUGCCGCGUGCGCACGGGGGACCGCUCGGAAACAAGAAGGAUAGCCGCUACUGGCAGCUACGUUCUAUCAGUUUACAUCCACGCUAGGAGGAAGCAGAAGAGUUGUUGCACUUGAAACACUUUUGGUGGCUUAACUCUCGCUCGGCCUCAGCCCGCGUUUGCACUUUGACGAUGUUACUCCGUUUUUUUUGUGUUUUUUUUGGGUCCGAAUAUCUCCUUUUUCCACCUCCAUGAGGGCAGGAGGAGCUAAAAGAGACACACCUGUUUUAUUUUCAGUGUUUUACAUGGUCUCUAUUUGUUCCUUAGUUACCUGUGGGUGACGCCAUUGAAAGCCUCCCUACACGUGAAGUCGUUAAGUGUAAAGAGCUUUUUUUGUUACCACCUCGUCACUGUGAAUCUCCUCCAUGCACAUUGUGUGCGUGUCAGUGAAUGUGUUCUGUCCACAUAGUCCGUUCAUUUGCAUAUGCAUUUACAUGAAAUUUCAUCUGGCGACGAUGCCUUUGAGUGAAAAAAUUAUUCCACUGUUCAUGCAACUUUUUUUGUACUGUGUAUGUAUGACUAUACACACAUUAAAUAAUGCAAUCUA
Molecule: messenger RNA, 2259 nt
Organism: Phycodurus eques (leafy seadragon)
Lineage: Eukaryota; Metazoa; Chordata; Actinopteri; Syngnathiformes; Syngnathidae
Gene: slc25a55a
Product: solute carrier family 25 member 55a
Exons: 9
Coding region: 803-1663 (286 amino acids)
Biological process (GO): aspartate transmembrane transport; L-glutamate transmembrane transport; malate-aspartate shuttle
Molecular function (GO): L-glutamate transmembrane transporter activity; L-aspartate transmembrane transporter activity
Source: RefSeq, a predicted model, not a curated record